This is a messenger RNA of Cyclospora cayetanensis, 1650 nucleotides long. RefSeq names its product spliceosome-associated protein CWC27 homolog. Gene Ontology annotation, molecular function: peptidyl-prolyl cis-trans isomerase activity. Lineage: Eukaryota; Apicomplexa; Conoidasida; Eucoccidiorida; Eimeriidae. Gene Ontology annotation, biological process: protein folding; protein peptidyl-prolyl isomerization. The record is from RefSeq and is a predicted model, not a curated record. The transcript is spliced from 3 exons. Bases 1 to 1650 code for a protein of 549 amino acids. Gene Ontology annotation, cellular component: catalytic step 2 spliceosome.
AUGUCGGAAGUGUAUGCGAACGAGCCGGCUACGUCGGGAAAGGUGGUGCUCCACACCACCAUGGGGCCCCUCGACGUCGAGCUGUGGGCUCGGGAGGCCCCUCGAACGACUCGCAGCUUUGUUCAGCUGUGCAUGGAGGGGUACUACGACAACUCCAUCUUCCACAGGCUGCUCCCAGGGUUCAUUAUUCAAGGAGGAGAUCCGACAGGCACUGGCAAGGGCGGAGCGAGCAUCUACGACGCCGCAGGCGACGCUCGAGAGGCGCCGUCGAGCGUCGCGCGAAGAGAGAGCUCCCUAACUCUCGAGUUGAACUCGCGGCUCCGCUUUCGCUACCGAGGUCUAAUGGGAGCAGCCAGCAAGGAAGUCGAUGGCAGCCCUCCGGGAGCCGCUCCGCACAUAGGCAGUCAGUUCUUUUUCACGCUUGGCAGAGCAGACAGUCUGAACGGCAAGUACACGUUGUUUGGCAAGGUGAGCGGUCCUUCUCUGUUCAACCUGCUGCGCAUGGGAGAGCUGCCCGUCGACAAACACGACCGACCCAAGGAUCCCCCCAAGAUCGUUAGCACCGAAGUACUCUGGAACCCCUUCGGCGACAUCGUUCCGCGCAGUCUUCCGCUGACAGCGCAGCAGCAGCGGCAAGACGCGCAGCAGCAGCAUGCAGCGGAGGAGCAGCAGCAGCGGGAGCUCAGACCCCAGCUCGCAGUCGCGAACGCGAGUCUUCUUUCUUUCGCAGACGAGGAAGAAGCCUUGUUGGAGCAGCAGCAGCAGCAGCAGCAGCGCGAGAAACAAAUUCUUGCGCAUGAUCUCCUGACGGACCCCAAGCUUUCCAAGGCAGCAGCACCCCCUAGCGCUGUGUUGCAGCUGCAUCCGAAUUCAGCGGUCGAAGCACUCAAGUCUCGCAUUGCCGCUCUAGCCACCAGCAAGAGCAGUGCAGUCGGCGCUGCUGAAGCCGCUGAAGUGAACAGCGAUAGCAGCAGCAGGAGUCGUAGUAGUAGGAGUCGUAGUAGGAGUCGCAGUAGGAGUCGCAGUAGGAGUCGCGGAAGCAGUUCCCAGGAUUUGAAGGGCCCCUCCAGGGGGGCCCCUCCCGCCCCGAGCCGCAAGGAUUUUGCUGCUGCUGCUGCUGCGCUACCAGAUGCAGAUCUGCUGUCGCCGGCUGAGCAGCGUCGACGGCUGCUGCUGCUCCAGCGGAAGGCGCAAACCUCCAAGCAGAGGCAAGCGGAGACACUGGAGAAGUUGAAGGCUUUUCGAGAGCAGCUUCAAACGCUGCAGAAGAGCAACAGCAGCGCCGGCAGCGGCAGUUCCAGAAGUCGCAGCAGCAGCAGCAGCAGCACAAAGCGUGAUGAGGCGAUUGAGGCAGCAAAAGCUACAGCAGCGCGUGUAGCUGAACCCGUUACGCUGGGGGCCCCAUACGGAGGGGCCCCCAACGCAACGGCGCCUAAGGAGGAAGAUGAAGGUGGAUCUCCAUGGUUCAUGACGGGUGGGCUGUCGUUCGCCGUCGACAGCAGCACGGCGUACAAGCUAGAUGAAGCGCGCAACAACCUCGAGGUAAGAGAUCCUCUGAAAAAUCGAAGGUUUGAAGAAGACACGAAGGCGCAGCUCAGAAAGAAGUCAAGUGUGUAUGAGGGAGGUCCUCGACAACUCGCGAGGUGGUAG